This is a messenger RNA of Lagopus muta (rock ptarmigan), 3104 nucleotides long. RefSeq names its product retention in endoplasmic reticulum sorting receptor 1 (gene RER1). The transcript has 7 exons. The coding region runs from base 1551 to 2141 and encodes 196 amino acids. Gene Ontology annotation, cellular component: Golgi membrane. NCBI's taxonomy places the organism in Eukaryota, Metazoa, Chordata, Aves, Galliformes, Phasianidae. Gene Ontology annotation, biological process: protein retention in ER lumen; retrograde vesicle-mediated transport, Golgi to endoplasmic reticulum. The record is from RefSeq and is a predicted model, not a curated record.
AGGUUCUUAGUUGUAAACCGCCUCCACUGCCAAAGGUGGCUUUCCCAAUGCUUGUGGCUUACAGGUGUGCUUUAAGUGAGUAUUUUAAAAUGAUGAGAGAUGCUAAAUCAAAUUCUUUGUCACAUGAUGCUGUAGUUUGUGUUACUUAAAGAAACCCCACUGGGUGCUUUUGAGUCAGAGAGACAGUGUUAGCUGCUUGCAUUGCUUGGCCUGCCAUGAGGGGGCUGUAUGGUUGAUGAACAAUCAUGGUUGUUACACCAACCAAAACCUCUAUUCCAUUUCAAAGCCAUUGGUAGCUUUGUAGGCAUGAUUUGUUGCUUGAUCUGUAGGUCAGUCGUUGCACAAUUGGAGUGGUCUACAAGGUCUGCUUGUAGCAUACAGUAGUCAGGUGUGUUGUGAUGUGAAGAUUGAUUUGAGCUUUGACGUUUGCCACCUUUAGAAAAUUGUUAUUCUGUCAUCAAGAGAUUGAAUAUCUUUUUUGUUGUGAUUUUAUGUCUCAGGAUGAUUGAAACCCACCCCAAAUAAAGCACAAAAUGAUGCUAAUAGUGCCGAGUAAUUUCUUCCUUCUGCAGUGCAGUGAAUGGGCAGAAUAAUAAUUACUUCCUUUUUGUAACUAAAAUGUCGGUAUCUUUCUUUGUGUGAGUUUCCAUUAGGUUUUGUUUUCUUUUUAGCCAUAGCUAGAAUUAAAAUGGACUGAAUCUUUUGAAGCCUCGUGAUCCUUUUCCCUUUAUCUUUUCAGGUGUAACAGGACUCCAUUUUUCCUGCUUUCUAUUUAUUCUAUAGGAUCUGGUUUUCAGGUGUUUAUAGGAAAUACUCAGCUUCAAGAUUAUUUGACUGCCCGGAUUGUCCUCAGUCUCAGUUUUUCCAUUGCAGUAUCUAAAUCUAUAUUCUUCUGAAUUAAUGAUGUUUCGCUCAUGUGUGCUGCCAUCUGAGGUUCUGGAGAUGUUAAUAUUGUGGUGAAAGUCCUCCAGCUGUCCCAGAGGUGUGCAGUCCCACCCCCAGAUGAGGAAUCCAGGAAGUAAUGUCAGGGAUUGCUUUUGAUGAUGUGGCAGACGUGUUUCUCUUUAGAAUCAAUUUCAUUUUGUUUGCUUUAUGUCUUCAGUAAACUGAUAAAGCUUAGUUGAGCUUAACUCAAGAGUAAAGAUCUUGAAUUAGUAGUAGGAACAUGUCCUUAAAAAAGAAUACCAAGGGAAUUAUUUUUAUCUGGGGUCAGAAUCCUUGCCCUGUUCUUUGUUUACAGUUUUAGUGAUACAUAAAACUAUUCUGUGACUUCAGGGCUCUGCAUGUUCAUUAGAUAAACUCAGUGAUUUGUGCUAGGAGUGUUUUGAUUUGGGUGCUUGUGACAAAUGUUUGUUUCUGUAACCACUUGUGUACAAAGUCCUGAACCUAAAUGCUUUGCUCUUUAGUUAUUCCAUAUUUGAAAGUCUUAAACAGCUUGAAAGAAAAUUAUUUAUUUUGGUUUUGUUCUUUGUGUUUAGGCACUGAGGUGGUGCUGCAGUGCAUAUCGGUGCUUACAUGUUAUAACUCAGCUCCUGCCUUAUCAAGCAACCAUGUCAGAAGGGGACAGCAUUGGUGAGUCUGUUCAUGGAAAGCCUUCUGUGGUCUAUCGAUUUUUCACAAGACUUGGGCAGAUCUACCAGUCCUGGUUAGACAAAUCUACUCCAUAUACUGCAGUGCGAUGGAUCGUAACUUUGGGUCUGAGUUUUAUCUACAUGAUUAGAGUUUAUUUACUGCAGGGUUGGUACAUUGUGACAUAUGCCUUGGGAAUUUACCAUCUAAAUCUCUUUAUAGCUUUCUUGUCGCCAAAGGUAGAUCCCUCUUUAAUGGAAGAUUCAGAUGAUGGUCCUUCCUUACCUACAAGGCAAAAUGAAGAAUUUCGGCCUUUCAUUAGGAGGCUCCCAGAGUUUAAAUUCUGGCACUCGGCCACUAAAGGCAUCCUGGUUGCUAUGGCAUGUACAUUCUUUGAGGCUUUCAACGUUCCUGUUUUUUGGCCAAUCCUUGUGAUGUACUUCAUUAUGCUGUUUUGUAUCACUAUGAAGAGGCAAAUCAAGCAUAUGAUAAAGUACAGAUAUAUACCCUUCACACAUGGCAAGAGGAAAUACAAAGGGAAAGAAGAUGUGGGAAAGACCUUUGCUAGCUAGAAGGUGCAAUCAACCUUUUGACCAAUUCUGCUUACAACUAAAGGAACGAUUUUUGAGCCAUUGUAACAAUGCCUUUUUUCUUCAUAAAAAUGAUUGAGUUGUGACAAAGCAGUUGAAGUUUCAUUUUAAGAGGAUCUCGCUACUUUUAUCUGAAGUAUCAGUUGCUUGAAGAAACUGGCAUUCUAACCAACUUGCUUUGAGUUUAUCUUUUGUAAGAAGUUGGAGAAACUUUGGAUAAUCCCUUGGAUUUGGGAUAACGGAUUCCUUUCAGGAUCCAUUGCACUGGAGAGAUGAAUGGCUUUGAGUUUGAUGUUCUUACGUAGUUCUCAGUAUCACCCUGAAGUGCUGUGCACGCAUGUAGGAAAAAGGUGGCACACAUGAUGCUGUUUUCUGCUUCAUGGCCAUGUGCUAUUUUCAUAUAAAAAUUCAGCAGAUCUGAAUAGAUGCCAGUUUGCUAAAUGCAUGAUAUUACUGAGUCAUAAAUAGAAAAAGAAAUCUCCAAAUGUAAGGAUUUUGCAGUAGGGAGAAAAACACACACAGCUUCUAAAGUAACUCAUUUCUGUUAGGUUUCAAUGCCAGUUUCACCAUUACACCUCCCAGAAGAUGCUAAAAUUGGGUUCCUUCGUGAUGACUCAAAGCUUUGUUCAAAAUCUAUUCCAAUUUCCUUUGAGGACCUGGAAUUAUAAAUAUAUAUAUUUUAAUUGUUUUAGUUGGAAUUUCUUUCAUACCUAAGGGUUUCUUGGUUAACUUAAGCCAACUUCGUGCAGCCCCUUCAGAAUAUACUCCAACUGGCCACAGGAGACAAACUUUGUGAGUUUUAACAAAGAUUUUCAUUUUCUAUAGUUUAAAAAAAAAAAAAAUCAGAUAAAUGACCUGCAUGUAAACUUUUUCAUGUGAUACAACUGCAAUUUUAUUAAGUGACUUUUUAAUUCCAAAAUUUAUUAAAAGACAGUGUCCCCCUUG